UUCUACCGAGGCGAGGUUAUUUGUGUGAAGUCUUCUAUUCAGCUCGUUGCGCAAAUUGUGAUAAUAUUUGCCUUCAUUUUAACGUUAGUAGAAUCUUUAAAAAAAUGACCGCAGAACAGCCUAUCUACACGCCAUUUUUCGGCGUCAUGGGUGCUACAUCAGCCAUGGUGUUCAGUGCUCUGGGUGCUGCGUAUGGUACGGCUAAAAGUGGAACAGGUAUUGCCGCCAUGAGUGUUAUGAGGCCGGAAUUAAUUAUGAAAUCAGUUGUUCCAGUAGUCAUGGCUGGUAUUGUUGCCAUUUAUGGUUUAGUCGUAGCACUGCUAAUAUCAAAUGGACUUGUUGAUGAUGGUUCAUAUACUUUAUUCAAGAGUUUUGUUGAUCUUGGUGCUGGACUGAGUGUAGGUCUGAGUGGUUUAGCUGCAGGUUUUGCAAUUGGAAUAGUCGGAGAUUCUGGUGUUCGCGGGACCGCACAACAACCACGAUUGUUUGUUGGUAUGAUUUUGAUUCUCAUCUUCGCAGAAGUGUUAGGUCUCUACGGACUUAUAGUCGCUUUGCUCCUAACUACUAAAUAACUUUCACCACUGAUGUUGCUUGUUUGUUUGUCUGUCUGUCUGUCUGUGUUACUAAGCCUUCCUGGGAUCAUAGAAGACUGACCUCAUCAAAUCGUGACAAUUGUACGAUUAAAUUGUAGAAAACAUUUGAAGAGUGGUCAACUAAUGAACUUUUAUUGUUUCUUUGUCUUUUGUAUUAUUUUGAAUCAAUGUAAGGUCUAAAAUUAUUUAGUUCUGGCAUGAAAAAGAAUGUUUAUGUUGCUGUACUUUUUUUUGUGUUAAGUAUAAACAUUGGUACGUAAUUCUGAAUGUAUAGAAAUAAUUUUGACAUACCGUACCACAAGAUGUGUAGUGAAUCAUGGUGCCAUCAUUAGUACCAGCAUCUCAAAUUGAAUGUCUAUCUUUAGACCCCUAUAGCCUUCCUUGUAGCCAGAUGUUCACAUUUCAUUAUGACUGAGAAACAAAUACUGUUCAUCAUUUUUUUAUAGCUAAUAUAGACAAUUUAAAAAAUGUAAUCAAUCAACCAGAAGUGUGAAUGUCAAUCUUUACAUUAUUUAUUUGCCUGAACCAAAAAAAAAUCAUCUUCGUUGAAUUGAGUGACUGAAUGUACUCGCAUGUAUAGAUAGUGUCCAUUCUUAGAGAGCUUAUCUCUUAGUUUCAUUCAUUAUGUGUACAAAGUCACCACUGGUGGAAAUGUGUUAUAAAUAAGAUUAUACAAAAAUUGUAUGCAGAUGAAAAGUAAUAAAAUAGUGAUACAUGUA
This is a messenger RNA of Saccoglossus kowalevskii, 1312 nucleotides long. Its product is annotated as V-type proton ATPase 16 kDa proteolipid subunit c-like. Gene Ontology annotation, molecular function: proton-transporting ATPase activity, rotational mechanism. Gene Ontology annotation, biological process: proton transmembrane transport. Gene Ontology annotation, cellular component: proton-transporting V-type ATPase, V0 domain. Lineage: Eukaryota; Metazoa; Hemichordata; Enteropneusta; Harrimaniidae. The record is from RefSeq and is a predicted model, not a curated record.